Protopolystoma xenopodis is the source of this 246-nucleotide messenger RNA. NCBI's taxonomy places the organism in Eukaryota, Metazoa, Platyhelminthes, Monogenea, Polystomatidea, Polystomatidae. The record is from the annotation of a GenBank genome assembly.
AUGGGAACCCUUGUUAUCAUGUGCUGUACUUUUCUCUGUCAUUCCGAUUGGCAUGCUUGGUACUUUUCUGAGGUGGGAAGUAAAGGUGAAAGAGCAACCAGAAUACCGGAUUGUGGAGAUCUAUUUCAGGAGGGCGGAGUACAAGAGGCUGCCUUUGCUGACGUGCUGAGCAGAGGAGUGGCUACACAAGCCCAGUUUGGGCCGUUGAAGAUUGUGCUGCACGGUCUAUGCCAAGUCACUCGAUAG